Messenger RNA from Dalotia coriaria, 950 nucleotides. Its product is annotated as enoyl-CoA delta isomerase 2. The coding region runs from base 143 to 916 and encodes 257 amino acids. The record is from RefSeq and is a predicted model, not a curated record. The transcript has a single exon. Lineage: Eukaryota; Metazoa; Arthropoda; Insecta; Coleoptera; Staphylinidae.
AGUCAAUCAAACAAGUGUUUCAAGUGUUGAGUUGUUAAGUGACUCCAUUAUCAUCACAGUUCAUAGUCUACAAAUGAUUAUUAUUAAUUUUUAUUGCAUACUCAUUCCACUGAUCUCCAAGUUUAGUUGAAACCUAUCCAAGAUGAAGUUCGGUUUGGAGAUCCAAGUAAUAAACAAAGUUCGCCUGAUUAAGUUCUGCAACACCAAGAAGAAAAACGCCAUCUCUGUUGAUGCAUACAAUGAAAUCGCUGAUAUCUUAAACAAAGAUGCGACUGAUGACAACAUAAUUGGGACGAUAUUCACCGGCAAAGAUGAAUACUUCACCAGUGGCAAUGAUUUAUCAAUAAAAAUGGAUGGAGACAUGGACAUGGAGCAAAUUACCUUAGAGUUCAACAGGAAAUUCGUCAAGAUGAUCACCGCCCUGUUAAAAUACCCUAAACUAAUCGUCUCAGUGGUGAAUGGUCCAGCAAUAGGAAUUGGCUUCACACUGGCAGGCCUCUCAGACAUUGUCUAUGCAUCAAACACAGCCACAUUUUCUGCUCCUUUUGUUAAACUAGGACUGUGUAUUGAAGGUUGCGGCAGUUAUCUGAUCCCAAGGAUUCUAGGCAAGAGUAAAGCCACAGAAGUAUUACUCCUGGGCCAUAAAAUCACUGCUGAUGAAGCAAAAGCAUACAAUCUGGUGUCAAAAAUUGUCCAUAAAAUUGAUAUUGACAUUACCAUUAAAAACCUAAUCCAGGAACUUAGUGAGUUGCCUCUGGAGCAACUCAUGUACAACAAAAAGUUGAUGACUGAUAAUUUAAUUCAUAACUUGCUUGAAUGUGCUGAGAGGGAGGCGAAAGUCUUAUUAGAAUGCCAGACCUCUGAGUACUUUCUCACAAAUAUGAUGAACUUUAUGUCCCGCCGUUCAAAAUUGUAAAGGUUAACAUAAAUAUAGUCUGAUACAUCCUUAA